AUGGAUAUCGCUAAAUUUGAGAUUAUAGACAGAGUGGAAAAUGCUCAGCAUUAUAAGGAGGCAUGCAAAUAUAUUUCUAGCCAUGUGCAAAAAAGUUUAAGUCUUAUUGUCAAGUAUCGAGCCAGAGAUGCUAAUGAGAAAUUAAAAAAGGACUAUGAGAAAGUAUUAAUUGAAAUAAAGGAAUAUUUAAUUAAAAUUGAUAAACCUGGGCCUUUUGCCAAAAGAAUUAUAAAAUGGAUUAAGGAACUAUUCGAUGCAGAUAAUGUUAAAGCAGGAAUUGACAAACUGCUCCAAAAAUUGGACACUGCUACUAAGAACUUCUAUAAUAGCAUGAUACUUGAUAUUUAUAUCCAAAUUCAUAAAUUAAAUGAUAAUGUUACGCAUAAUAUUAUGCUUAUACUGAAAGGCAGUAGUCCAACAAAUAAAGAAAUUAAUGAGUUAAAAAUUAAUCUGAGCUCUGUAAUUGAUUGUGAAGAUAAUAAAAAAGCUAUAAGAAAUAAUAUCCAAAAAAGAAACUUACAAGAAUAUUUAACAAAAGAAAAAUCAAUUCCAUGGACAACUAAACUUAAAAUUGCAGAACAAAUUGCUACAGGUCUUAGUUAUUGUAAUAGUUAUAACAUAUUUCAUCAUGAUGUUAGAAGUAAAAAUAUAUUGCUCAAUAAAAAUUUAAAUGCAAAGCUUACUAAUUUUGAAAUGAGUCGAAAGUUCGAAGAUGAAUCAAUAAAGAUAAAGGAUUUAGAAUCUUUAAGAUUGCAUUGCCUUUCUCAGCUAUACACUGACAAAUGUGAAGUGUACAGUUUUGCAAUUCUUCUUUGGGAAAUCUCUUCAUAUAAAAUUCCACUUGGUAAUAUCAGUUAUAUGAAAGCAAGUGAAAAAGUUACAAGUGGGAAACACCCAAGUCCAUUUUCAGAAGACACAUCAGAACAAUAUAAAAUACUACAACUUUUUUCUCUUUCUUCACUUGUAUUUACCAAAUCAUCUGUAUUCGAUGGCUCAGAAAAUGUGCCAUUGCCUUACUUAUUUACUUCAUAUUAUGCAAGACUUUAUCUCUAUAAAGGUACUUUUGAAGGCAUCAAAAAAGAUGAAAUUCGAGCUUUACAAUCAUUUCAAAGAUCUGCUGACAAAGGCAAUGAUCCUGAUGCUCUAUACAUGAUUUCUCAGUUCUUUUUGAAUGAAGAACAUGGAUAUGAAUAUAACAAUGAUAAAUACAAGCAAUUUUUAAAAAUUGCUGCUGACAAAGGUUCAAAUGAUGCACAAAGAAAGCUCACAGAGUUGGAGAACUUGCAGAAUCGAAAAUAG
Molecule: messenger RNA, 1299 nt
Organism: Cetraspora pellucida
Lineage: Eukaryota; Fungi; Glomeromycota; Glomeromycetes; Diversisporales; Gigasporaceae
Source: the annotation of a GenBank genome assembly